ACCUUCACCUGUUACCAUCAUCCCAAAGUCCAAACUAGCUAGCUACUGUAUAAUUUUAUAUUUGUAUCUAAAAUACUAGCUACUAUCCCACGGUUUUAUCUUAAAUUGUGCUAUUUGCUCAUUAAUAUUCCUUAGGUCAACUGUUCACUCGUCAUUUUAUUCAUACUUUUUGAUCAGGCCCCCAACAUGCUCAUCACCUUUUCAGCAAAACCAGACUCUUUUUCCUACUUUCUUAGCACCUUCCCAACUCAUGUUCCCUCAUAUAUAUAGAGAGAGACAUAAUUCAAUUGUCAAACUCACGAUCAUAGCAAAACACAAGACAAAACAACUCUGAUCUUACAAUAUUAUAUUAUUCUUAUCAAUGGGACCUUCUAAGCCUAUGAUCACCAUAUUUCUCUUAAUAUUCUCACUCUUUGUUCUUGUUCCUAUUCCUUCUUUAGCCAAUUCAAGAAUUCUUGCUCUAGUUAAAGAAAAACCUCUUGUCCUAAAAUACCAUAAAGGGGCUCUCUUAAAGGGAAACGUCACAGUUAAUCUUAUAUGGUAUGGAAAAUUCACCCCUAUACAACGUUCGAUCAUCGUCGAUUUCAUCCAAUCUCUUAGCCCUAAGACCAAAAAAAUUACAACACCGCCCUCCGUCGCUUCAUGGUGGCGCACCACCGAGGCAUACAAAGGUGGCGCUUCUGUAAUUUCCUUAGGCAAACAAAUAUUCGACGAAAAAUACUCCCUUGGAAAAUAUUUAAAAGACCCUCAACUCGAAUCUUUGGCUUCUAAGGCUACACAAACCAAUUCCAUCGCAGUCAUAUUGACUGCGAAGGAUGUGGGAGUCGAGGACUUCUGCAUGAACCGAUGUGGCAUGCACGGGUCCACCCACGCGAAAAAAGGAGGUAAAUUCGCAUACGCGUGGGUGGGUAACUCGGCCACUCAGUGUCCGGGUCAAUGCGCGUGGCCAUUCCAAAAACCAAUUGUGGGACCACAAAUUCCACCGUUAGUUUCACCAAACGGAGACGUUGGAAUUGACGGAAUUAUUAUUAACUUGGCUAGUGUUUUAGCGGGUACCGUUACUAACCCGUUUGAUGGCGGCUAUUUUCAGGGUCCGGCUAACGCACCUUUAGAAGCUGUAUCUGCAUGUACUGGGAUGUUCGGGUCGGGUGCUUUUCCCGGGUAUCCGGGUCAGGUUUUGCUGGAUAAAAAAACGGGUGCUAGCUAUAAUGCGCCGGGUGUGAAUGGGCGUAAGUAUUUGCUUCCUGCUAUGUGGGAUCCGAACACGUCAAAGUGCAAGACACUUGUGUGAAAUUAUUUACUGAUUGCCAUAAAAGAAAAAGAAAAGACAAAUAUUGUAAUAUUAUUUUGUAAUUUCAAUAUUGAUUUGUUCAUUUGAUUUGGAAA
Capsicum annuum is the source of this 1386-nucleotide messenger RNA. Its product is annotated as protein EXORDIUM-like 2. Bases 362 to 1291 code for a protein of 309 amino acids. The record is from RefSeq and is a predicted model, not a curated record. The transcript has a single exon. Lineage: Eukaryota; Viridiplantae; Streptophyta; Magnoliopsida; Solanales; Solanaceae.